AAAAGUCAACCAAGCCCUGCCCCUAAAAGAUUAAGGCAUGUACCCCUGCCCCUGCCUCUUCAUCUUUUUCAUUCCACUGAGGAGAAACAUGUUCCCCUGCCCCUGCCUCUUCAUCUUUUUCAUUCCACUGAGGAGAAAUUAGUGAUCACCAGUAUGAAUCAAGUUGAGGCAGAAAUCGGAUCGCAAAAUGACUGGAACAGUGAAACAAAAGCUUUUGAUGAUACCAAACUUGGUGUAAAGGGACUCGUGGAUGCCGGGGUGACAAAGAUCCCUCGUAUAUUCAUCCAUCCACAGCAUUAUCUCCAGGAUAAGUUAGUUUGUGAGGAUUCCCAGUUUAGUAUUCCAACCAUAGAUCUUCAGGGUGUCACUAGUGAUGCAAUUUUAAGGGCCAAAGCCAUAGAGAAGAUUCAAAAUGCUUGUGAAAAAUGGGGCUUCUUUCAGAUAGUCAAUCAUGGAAUUCCCAAGAGUGAUUUGGAAGAGAUGCUUGCUGGGGUACGGAGAUUUCAUGAGCAAGAUGCGGAAGUGAAGAAGGAGUUCUACACACGCGAUCUCAGAAAAAAGGUGUUAUUCCUAUCCAAUUUUGACCUAUUUCAAGCUCCGACAGCUACCUGGAGGGAUACCUUGGCUCUCGUUAUGUAUCCUAUUCUACCAGAACCCGAAUCAUUGCCUACAGUAUGCAGAGACAUAGCGCUGGCAUACUCAAAGCAAGUACAGAGAUUGGGGAUUACUCUGUUCGAACUACUGUCAGUGGGUCUUGGACUCAAUCCAAACCAUCUGAAAGACAUGGAGUGUGCUGAAAGGCUUUCCUUUCUGGGUCACUAUUACCCAGCAUGCCCUGAGCCUGAAUUGACACUGGGCACCAGUAUUCACUCCGAUGCUGACUUCAUGACCAUACUUUUACAAGACCAACUGGGUGGCCUCCAAGUUUUUCAUGAGAAUCAGUGGGUCGACGUUCCCCCCAUCCCUGGAGCACUAAUAGUAAAUGUUGGAGAUUUUCUCCAGCUUCUCACUAACGACAAGCUUAAAAGCGUCCAUCACAGGGUAAUUGCAAAACAAAAAGGCCCAAGAAUUUCAGUGGCAUGUUUCUUUAGAACAGAAUUUUUUGAGCCAGGAGAUAACUUAAGAAGUUAUGGACCAAUCCAAGAGUUGUUAUCAGAGGAAAAUCCUCCAGUGUACAAGGAAACCACUGCCAAUGACUAUCUGAAGCACUACUACUCAAAAGGGUCUGGGACUUCUUCACUAUUGCAUUUGAAAUUGUGAAGUUGGCCAUGGGGUUUGCUUUGGUAGCCCAAAAACUGGCUGCUGCAUGUCAAAAAUUAUGGGUGUAGUGCCUCAACAAAUUUCUAGCUCUUCCAUGCUUAUUAAAUUUAAGCAUUCUUUCCAGCUUACCUGGUUUUUGUUUCAAUAUUAAAUGCUCUCAGCAUUUAGAAUU
Messenger RNA from Vitis vinifera (wine grape), 1432 nucleotides. Its product is annotated as 1-aminocyclopropane-1-carboxylate oxidase homolog 1. The transcript is spliced from 3 exons. The record is from RefSeq and is a predicted model, not a curated record. Lineage: Eukaryota; Viridiplantae; Streptophyta; Magnoliopsida; Vitales; Vitaceae. The coding region runs from base 154 to 1260 and encodes 368 amino acids.